UAAAAGAAAUGUGGACCACAAACUAUCUGUCAUCACAAACUGAAACGGAUGAUUUUGACCUGUUUCCGCCUUUCGCAAAGCGAUCAAAGGAAGUGACUCGUUCCCAUGAGGAGAACGUGUUACCUGUGCAGCCUCAAUAUGACGAGACUUCCUGGAAGACAGCUGUGCCAAUAUCAUGUGAGGACUUGUUCACAUAUGAACCCUUUCUUGCUUCAGCCCUGUACUCCAGUUCACCUUUUGGGAUGGUGAGCAGACAUAAAAAAGUGAGCACGAGCCUGACUCAUGAGAAUCUGCCACAUCCUUCACAGCUGAUGUGUAGAAUGAGAAGAUACCACAGACGACAGAAACACACUCCAAGUGUUCUGCAACAUAUAGGAGAACUCAGGAUGAAACAGCGUCAUAUAAAUGAGCUGAAGGGGGACAAAUGGUGGGGUGCCACAGCUGUGCCCAGGCUGGAGGACAGCAGCGGCUCACUACCUGAGGGUGGAGAUGAGCAGCUUAUCGGACCUGCAGCUGGUGUUAGCUUCAGUGCUAUGCUAAUGGACAAUCCUGAUGUGACCAUGACAAUGCCUUAUGAAGCUGCUUCCUCACCGACUCUUAUGUUCUCAGAAUAUGAGCAGUUUCAUGACCUUGCUCCAGGAGGGAACCCCAUGAUGGCGUUUGUUUCAGGAACAGCCCAUAGAUCGCUCUUGAUGGCUGAUAAUGUGUGUGCCACAGUCAAUUCUGGGACAUCUGAUAGGAUCCUUGGGAACAAUGAUGAUACGAUGUCACUUUUUUACUAGUUUCCGCAGUUUGAGCCAUGUGUUGGCCUAUGAUUCUACUUUUUUUUUCUCUCAAUAUCUACUGUUCUGUUAAGUCUUAAUGCAGUUUUAUAUAUAAUUGUAAUUGCUUUUCAUGGUUGCAAAUGUUUUAAUGUUCAGUCUAGUGUUUAGCGUUAAUGUUAGACAACUGGUAUAACAUUUCAAGUGUGUGAUGCUUGUCUUAUCAAUCUUUAAAAAGAAAAGACUCUCAGGACCAGACCAAAGUUCAGUUCUGCUUAUAGUCAUUUGCAAAUUAAAUGUAUAUUAAUGGAAAUACAUAUUUACUGUAUAAGCAUUCAUUAUUAGCUGUAUUGAAUUUGAAUAUGCUUGAUCAAACAGGUUAAA
Messenger RNA from Carassius carassius (crucian carp), 1145 nucleotides. RefSeq lists its product as uncharacterized. NCBI's taxonomy places the organism in Eukaryota, Metazoa, Chordata, Actinopteri, Cypriniformes, Cyprinidae. The record is from RefSeq and is a predicted model, not a curated record. Bases 9 to 782 code for a protein of 257 amino acids. The transcript is spliced from 6 exons.